Messenger RNA from Chrysemys picta bellii (western painted turtle), 7629 nucleotides. It is a transcript of the gene HIC2, whose product is annotated as HIC ZBTB transcriptional repressor 2. Gene Ontology annotation, molecular function: protein binding; DNA-binding transcription factor activity, RNA polymerase II-specific. NCBI's taxonomy places the organism in Eukaryota, Metazoa, Chordata, Testudines, Emydidae. Gene Ontology annotation, cellular component: nucleus. Gene Ontology annotation, biological process: regulation of transcription by RNA polymerase II. The record is from RefSeq and is a predicted model, not a curated record.
UAUUACUAAACUAGCUGGCAAGAGGGCAGGAGCUGAUGUGUUAUUGGCGCAGCACUUGCUUAGCUGUUGCCUUUCUCUCUCUCCUUCUCUUUCUUUUUGUUCUUCCCCCUCUCCCUCUCUCUUCCCCCUUCUCCUCCUUUUCUUUUCUUUCUUUCUCCCCCCCCCUUUUUUUUCAUUUUGGCUUCUAUUCAAAUGUGGGUCAGGGGUGAGCAGCUCCCAACGUCACAAGCUUGCAAGAUGGCGCUGGGAGGAAGGCUGUGAGAUGAGGAACAGGCUGGUAUAGCCCGAGAGCCGAAGGGGAAGGGGGAGCAAAGCGGCUGCUACCGAUGCAAUAAUAAUAAAAAAAGAAAUGACGAGCACCCACAACUCACAUUGAAGUCAACAUCUUUGGGUCAAGUAUGCCCUCAAUCACAGCCUUGCAAUCUCGGUGACUUCAGAGGGACUGUUUACCCAUCUGUCAAACGGGUAUAAUAUUUAUAGCUGCGCUCAAGGUGGUGAAGAGAAGGUGAAAGGAAGAGAAGGUGGAGAUGGAACUGCCAAAUCAUGCCAAACAACUGCUACUGCAGCUGAACCAGCAACGAGCCAAAGGUUUCCUCUGUGAUGUGAUUAUUGUGGUAGAAAAUGCCCUGUUUCGUGCCCACAAGAAUAUCCUGGCAGCCAGCAGCAUGUAUUUCAAAUCCCUCGUCCUGCAUGACAACCUGAUUAACUUAGACACGGACAUGGUGAACCCCACCGUGUUCCGACAGAUCUUGGACUUUAUUUAUACUGGGAAGCUCUUAACGACUGACCAGCCCGGUGAACAGAACUUUAAUGCUCUCCUCACCGCAGCAAGCUACCUCCAACUGCACGACCUGGCAGCUCUCUGCAGGAAGAAACUGAAGCGGAAUGGGAGGUCUUUCGCUGGCAGGGCCGGCGGCCCCAGUGUUGGGAGACCCCCCAGGAGUCAGAGGCUUUCUACCACUUCAGUCAUCCAAACUCGUUAUUCAGGGUCAACUGAGGGCACGAAGGGCUCGCACUCAAAAGAGCUGCCAAAGGGAAAGGUCUCUGACGAUGAGAUCUUCAUCAGCAGCUCUAACCAAGAGAACUCUCACUCCUUAAGCAGGGGAGCCAGCAAGAACGGUGGCAGUGCAAAUGGAAGCAGCGGCGACCAGGAGCUCGGCCUCGACCUGUCCAAAAAAAGCCCGUCGCUCCCCACGGCAGCCUCCCAGGACGACACGCAGCACAGCGAAAGCCAGCACGGCUCUCCCCAAUCUGCCUCAGCCCCCGCAGCCAACAGUGCCUCAUCAUUCGACGAGUCUGCAGCCGGAGCCCCCCAGAGCGCAGCAGACAGCAGCGAGCCCAUGGAGAUGGACAUGAACGAGGAGAGCCACUCCCUGGUGGAGAGCGGCCAGCGUAAGAGCCUCCGGCACUCGGCGCGCAAGAAGGAGUGGAUCAAGAAAGACAAUGCUUUUGACCGGAAAGAGGGGGGCAAAGGUGGCGAGGAAGGCGAGGGGCUGCCCAAUGGCAUCCUGGUGGGUCCCUUGUCCAAGUCGGCUGAGCGGAACCUGAGCAACGCCUAUGGCCCGGAGCAGGCGUUCCAGUGCAAAGAGGAGAUAGAAAACGGCAAGGAGAUGAGCGAUGACAGCGGACAAAGCGAGUGUGAGAGCGGGGGGCACACCAGCGCCAACUACGUCUACCGGCAGGAGGGGUUUGAGCCUGUGGCCUACGGUGACAACCUGUAUGUCUGCAUCCCCUGCGGCAAGGGCUUUCCCAGCUCCGAGCAGCUCAAUGCCCACGUAGAGACGCACACCGAGGAAGACCUCUACAUCAAGGAGGAAGGCACGUACGGUGGCAAGGAGGAAGCUGAAGAUUUGUCCAACCCUAACCAGCCCUACGCUGCAGAAUCCCGGCCCUUUAAGUGUUCAGUAUGCGAGAAGAGCUACAAGGAUCCAGCCACUCUGCGGCAGCAUGAGAAGACUCACUGGCUGACACGGCCCUUCCCUUGCAACAUCUGCGGCAAGAUGUUCACACAGCGGGGCACCAUGACACGGCACAUGCGCAGCCAUUUAGGGCUCAAGCCCUUUGCUUGCGAGGAAUGCGGGAUGCGCUUUACCCGGCAGUACCGACUGACAGAGCAUAUGCGUGUCCACUCAGGAGAAAAACCCUACGAAUGUCAACUGUGUGGUGGAAAAUUCACCCAGCAGCGCAAUCUGAUCAGCCACCUGCGAAUGCAUACCUCUCCCACAUAAGCCAAAGACUCCAGAAUGAGCUUCGAGCCCAUCCGCAGUGAUUUACCUUUCUGUAGACUUGCUGCUUAAGAGGGCAACUCCCCUCCUCUGUUCAGUCAUGGGCGGCCUAAACAAACGUAGCUUUAAGAUAUUUUUUUUUUUAUAUAUAUAAAAAAGAAACAUAGGUCCACAGCCAAGCUGAUGCCCUUCUCAAACCAUUCCCCAGCUCUCCCUUUCUAAAUCUCAAUGGUGUGGCAAGAAAUGCCAUCUAUUUUUGUGGGUGUUGACUUAGCCUCUCUUUUGAUCCCUCCACCCAGGUAGCAGGAGUGAGGUCUCCUGCCUGUUGGAUGGUAAGUGGGAAUGGGGAGAGAAAUUCCAUCUGAUCAACUAGGGCUGUACCAACUCUUUUUAUUUCCCCCCCUCUCUUCCUUGGCACUCCUGCAGUGCUUUAUAGACAUUGAUCAAGUGUUAUUUCCCACACUAACGAAAAGUGCAAGUGGAACGUGUCAUCCACUGGCUACUCUGUGGGCUUUGCCUUUCCUUUUGCGUUCAUGUUACAUUACUAAUGUCCCUACAACCAGAUUCAAUAAGGGCAUUUCUUGCCACUCCUUAAAAAAAUGAACCCCAUUUUCUAACAGCCCAAGUGGCUACAAAACCACAAAGCAUUGCUUUUGCUGUACCCAGUGCAGAAGCUGUGGACUGACUGUAACAGGGUUGGUAGCCCAUUUAAAUUCUGUGGGAAGCUGUGAUGGGAGUUGUCAUCCUUCCCCAUGAGGUGGAGAUGGCUAAAGCAGUCUACCUAGGUGUGUGCCAAGUAGUAUUUCAGUUAAGGAAAUGGCAACACAUUUUUUUUUCUUUUGGGUUUAGUCUUUAAUCUUGGCAUACCUAACCACAUGCCUCACCCCUCCUCUCCACCUCUGCAGCCUUACCCAUGACUGAACAGGGGUGUGGAUGCCCUGGAAAUUUCUUUCAGUGAGCAGGGGGUAGUCUUUACUUUUCUAGUAGUUUCGUAUGAAUAUUCUUUGCUUAGAGGUACUUGUUUUAUUAAAGGAAAAACCAUUGUAAUGUUUAUGUGAAUGUUUGAACUGGAAGGUCUGAGGUUAAUUCUUGGGGUGGGUGGGGUAGGGAAAGGGUUUGAUGUAGGCUGGACUUGCUACAAGUUCCUUAGGUUACUUUUUUUUUUUUUUUUUUUGUGUGUGUGUGUGUAUGUUUUUAGCUUUCCUCCCUCACUAAAGAGCGAGUCUGUGUGAACAGACCCGUUACCUUUGCUACCUCUUGAAUUCAUGAGAACAAUAAGAUGGUUAGUGAAAGAUUAGGCAGGUAUUUUUUUCUUUUAUUGUAAGUAAAUGUAUAAAGUAGAAGCUAAAUUAAAAUUAAGGGAUUUUUUUACCACCCCGUCCUUCCAUCAAAAGUCAGCUAGAAAAAUAUUAAAGCAAAGCUCGGCCAAAGACAAAAAUGUAUUAAGCCAGAGACCCCAGUGGAUAGAUGCUUAGAAUGGUUCACUCAGCAAACUCUUGGCUUUUUGUAGUCACUUUUAGAUAAAAGAAAGGAAACUUCUUAGAGCUUUUGGGCCCUUUCCAGCUUUGUUUAUUGAACCUGGAUGCUAUGGAAAAAAGGUCCCCUCAUCCUCCAUUCUUCCAGUACAUCUGGGUCAGUGUGUAAACACCUGGCAGGACAGAGGGUGAGGGGAGUAGCAGCCUAUAAUUUACUAGAAUCCAGAGUGCAAUAUGAUGGGGAGGAGGGGGAAAAAAAAAACCAAAGUGUUUCAUAUCCUCCCUUUUAGAAAAUUGCUCACACACACACACACACAAAAUGAAAAAAGCAACAAAAUGUUUUUGCAACAUCUGCCUAAGACAUCACAGCCAACAGCUGCUAUUGGUUUAGGAGAGAAGACAGAGAGUUUAGCCUGCCGAUUCUUGGCCCCUCGACUUUGUUGGCGUGCCCUUGUGGAAAGCUAUGGCUUAUUUCAAGCCUCCCAUGACUGGUGGAGUGUGGUGGUAAAAAUUCACAGCCAGUAGAAUCAUCCCUUCUGAACUGAGUAAGGUUUACACCCUUCCCUCCUGGCUCAAAACCAUUGUCCUCCCUAUCCAUUGGGUUCACUGAACCCUGCCUGGCUUGUUUUCAAAACAAACAAACAAAAAAUUUUUUUUUUACGUUUAGACCAAAAAUAGACAAGUGAGCACGUUCAAUUAAAACAAAGACAUAUAAGCUUCAUUUUGACUAGUGUUUUUCUGUUAAGGUAGAGUAGUCCAUGAGAAGUUUAUUGGGUCAUUUGAAUGAACUGAGGAAACUGGAAUCCAGGCUCCAUGCAAUAGACAGAUCCCAAACCUUGCUGAGCCUUGGCCUGGUGUCCUAUUCCAGAGAACACACUUUCCCCCACUCUUUUGCCCUCCCCACACCGCCAUGGUUUUUCUAGUGCCAUUGUCUUGUUGCUCCUAGACUCUGUCAGUGAGAGUCAUGGGGCAGCCGUGGGGAGAAUGGAUCUCUUAAUCCAUGUGCUGAGAUGCGCUGUUCUUUAGUGUCUAGCAUUUCCAUGUUUAAAAAAAAUAAAAAUCUUCCUCUGAGCCCUUGCCAAACCCUCCUGAGAAAGUCCCUUGAAACAUUUGAAUAGUGAAGGCCUCAUCUAUCAGCCUUCUCCUCAGAGAAGCCUUUAGCUGGGCCAAGGAACACCAGUGCAAGAUUAGCAUCUAGGCUUAUUUUUUUUAUCCCUCUUUCCGCUUUUGCCCCUCCCUCUAAAAGCCCUAAAGCUGAAUUGAAUCCCGUAUGGGUUUAGAGUGCAGCCAGAGCAGAGUUCCCAUUGCCGCUGGCUGGCUAAGAAACCACCGAGUCCAGAGUUUCAAAAUGAUUUUUCAGCUCUGUUGUUCAGGAACACACAGCUGUCGAUGGGGCUUUGCUUCUUGCUUUGUGGGGCGUUCCCUCCCUCCCCUCCCCACCCCCCGCUUGUGGUGCUACAGUGAAUGUCUCCAUUCCGUGCUGCAUAUUCCUGAGGUGCAUCUGCCACACGCUUCUAUCCUCUCUAACGUGUCAGUGAUGGGACUGGCCAGGCUUUGAAUUGCUAGAGCAAAGCUGGUAAUGGGAAGGGGGGCGGGGGGGGGGGAAAGUGUGUGUGGGCAGAAUCCAGCUUUAGGAAACUAGCUCAAGCUGUGACUGAGCCAAGACAUGGAAUGCAGAGAGCAUGAAGACCAGAGCUAGGCCCUAUUAUUGAGCAGAUACCCCACUCCCCCCUUGUUUGAUUAGACUUACAGGUGUGUGUGGGUGUUUUUGUUGUUUUCCUCCUUGAUUUGUUUCUUAAGCCUUGAGAAUCAUUUUGAAGUUUCAGGACCCAAUGCUAUAUAUUUUUUUAAAGGAACCUCCUUUUUUUUUUCUCCCCCCCCCCUCAGCACUUAAACAAUACGACAUAAAGUCUGUGUACAGCAAGAGUAUUGUACAAAAGGAAAUUUUCUUUUUCUUUUUCAAGUAGCUGUGUAGAGGUGUGUUCCAUAGACUGAAUAUAAACAACAUUUUCCAAAUUGUGACAGUAAUAAUGAUAAAUAACUAAUAAUACUCAAAACUUCAGGGACUGUUUGAGGCCUGCUUGGGGGCCUAAACACUCAACUGCAUUUGUACGACAUAGUAUUGUAUCAAACAUUUUUCUGUAUUUUAAUGAGAAAGCAAAACACUAGUUUCAUAUUUAAGAUUUUAAGAGUUCUAGGGUUGGGGGGGAGGGAGUUACAUUUUUUUAAUUUUGUUUUUUUAUUUUGUUUUUUUUUUUAAGAUACACAAAGAGCCUCAAGAGGAAUAAAACAAUUUAAAAACAAAAAUAGAGGCCAGGCAGCUUAAAUAUAUGCUUUAGUCACUUAGUUCCAGAAUGUUUUCGGAGUAACAGGAUAAAAUAGCAAAAGUUGUAUUAAAAAAUAAAAAAGCUCAUACCCAAAUUCACAAAACUAUUUUUUAAACCAAAGCACAUUUGAAUGAGUAUGGAACCUCACUUGGCUCAGAAAAAUACUAAUAUAUUUAUCUCAUUGUUUACAUAAACGUUUACAGUUUCAGACCUCAACAGAUCUAGGGGCCAGUCAAAAUUAAUCUUUCCUUUUUCCAUUGAUUUGUCUUUGAAGACUAUAACAACAUUUCUUAAACUAGAAGCACCCCCCACCCCACCCCCAAAAAAGUCAUCUAUGAACCAAACUGCAUUCCAACACUACUUAGGGUUUGGGAGAUGUAAUUAGGGAAAUGGGUUUAUUUUAUUUUUGUCCUCACAACCCAUAAGAGAUGUCUUAGAAGAAGAGAGACACACCACACCUGCAGGGUUGUUUUGGGUGUGGGUAGCCUCAUCUGCUGUGUUUCGUUGCUAAAUUACAAAAAGAAAAGUCUAUCAUUGACAACUAAGGUAGAGUAGGCCUUGGGUCUGUGCCAAUGGGAAAUGGGGGCAGAAAGAAGAGAGUGGGUAUUAGUCCUAAGGAGCCUGACUCUUCCUCUAAAGGUCUGGCUGUGUUACCAGCAGCGUGGGGAGGAAUAUAUGAGACUCGAGAAAGGAGAGACUGAUGGCGCCUGCAAAUGGCUGAAGCUGCUGUAGCCAGUACAUUUCCCUAACAUUGGCCACAAGAGCUGGGCUAAUCUCACAUUCUAUCCCUUUAGUGGGAGCUGCCAAAAGAAACCCAAAAGCCCAGCCCAGUGCUGUGGGGUAGCUGACAGAAGCCACAAAGAUCACAGGAGACACCAAAGAGCUCUUGCCAUGCAGCUUCUGUGAGUCUUUGUCGCUAUGGAAGAGAAGGGAAAGUGCAACUUUCAACUGGCCCUCUGCACUGAAUAAAAACUAUUGCAGAGCCCACACAACUCCCUGAUGGCCAACCUGGUUAGCUUUAAUGGUCUGGGUUGAGGGCAGUAGUAUAUUGUACAUAUAGUGCCCUUCCUACAUUCAGGAUUGUGCAGAAGCAUGAGCCAAAUUGUUUGGACUGUUUAAUCCUUCUGUUAAUUAAGAUAGCUCUACUAAUUCACUCCAAACCUUAAUAUCUUGUGUAGAAGAGCCCAGUCAAAACCCAUGUGGAAACAUAUGCUUGAUUUGCAUGUUAGAAUAGUCUAAAGAUUGCCAAUGACGAUGGUUUGUUAAAAUACUGCUGACGCCCAAAAAGAAAAAAAUUAAACUCAAAAAGUUCCCCACCCAUAGUCUUGAUUCUUUCUUUUUAGUUUAUAAAAUUUGACACCAAAGCCACUUCAAACACCUGAGGGAGGCUGAUGGAAAAUGAAACAUUAAUUUUGCCUGGUCUUAAUAUCUAACAAAGAUGGUGCAAACACUAUUUGACAGUGUUGUUUUUUGUAUCAAUAUGUAUGUGCAGUAAUGAAUGUAUUUAUUUCUCAGAUUCUGUAUGCACAGUUUUGCAAUGAAAUUCAGAACAGUUGCAAACACAAAGAUGUGUCCGCAGGGUCUUCUCUACAGGAUUUCAAG